Molecule: messenger RNA, 1953 nt
Organism: Linum tenue
Lineage: Eukaryota; Viridiplantae; Streptophyta; Magnoliopsida; Malpighiales; Linaceae
Source: the annotation of a GenBank genome assembly
AUGAAUCCCAACUCGCAGACAAACACUCCUUACAGAACCCAGCUCUCCCAAAUCUUCCUCGACUCUUCUUCCCAGAUCGCCCACCAGCAACAACAACAACAACAGCAGCAGCGGUUCCACCACUCGCCGGUGGCUAGUUACUUCGGGAAGAGAACCCUGUCCGAUUACCAGACUUCUUCUCAGCACCAUCUUUACCAACAGCAGCAGCAGCAAAACCAGAUUAACGCCCUCCUGGCGCGCUCCGUCAAGCCGAGGAUUUACCAGAACAGUAAUACCACCACCACAACUACUUCUCCGAUUUCGACUCUUUCCCCCAUAGAAUUCUCCGCCAACAACUUCUCGCCUGACUUGCCGGCGGUCUCUCAACAUCAGCAACGCUAUGGGUUCCCGCUGCUUCAGCAAUUGAGGCCUCAGCCUAUAAAUACAGGGAACAACAGCAAUAAUCCCCAAUUUCAAACUCUGCAGGGAGUUCCGUUUGCGAACUCGGUCCAGUCGACUCAGCCUGUUCAGAUGAGUCAGAAUAACAGGGGAAUUGGUGCUACAUAUGCUGCUGCUCCUCCGCCGGCGGAGGAGUCGGAGAAGAAGAUGAUGAAUCGGCUUCAGGAGUUGGAGAAGCAGCUUCUGGACGACGACGACGACGAAGACGAGGAAGGAUCCGGCGGGGACGCUGUUUCCGUCAUCACCAACACCAACAGCGAGUGGUCGGAGACGAUUCAGAAUCUCAUCUCUCCUUCCUCUUCCUCCAGCCCCACAAGCCCGUCCUCGUCGUCUUCCACUACUUCCUCCACGACGACCUCCGCCGCGAUUUGCACGAGGCCGGUUUUAAUGGAGGCCGCGGCGGCGAUUUACGAAGGGAAGACCGACUCCGCGGCGGAGAUCCUGUCUCGUGUGGUUUCUAGCGGAGGAAAGGGGAAUUCGGAGCAGAGGCUGAUGGAUUAUUUAUACUCGGCGCUCAAAUCGAGAGUGAAUCCGGCGGAGAAUCCGCCGCCUGUGGCGGAGCUGUACGGCAAAGAGCACGCCGCGUCAACCCAGCUGCUGUACGAGCUCUCCCCAUGUUUCAAGCUCGGGUUCAUGGCGGCGAAUCUCGCGAUUCUCGAAUCCACUCUAGAGGAGGAGGUAGAAGAAGAACAGAAGAGCAACGGUUUCCACGUCGUGGAUUUCGACAUCGGGCAGGGCGGGCAGUACAUGAACCUCCUCUACGCGCUGGCCGAGCGUCUCAACGGGAGCCCCGCGGUGGUGAAGAUCACGGCGGUGCCGGACGGCAGCGGAGGAGAGGAAGAAAGGGAGAGGCUGAAUUCAGUCGGGAAAUCCCUCCGCCAGCUGGCGGAGGGGCUCGGGAUCGCGCUCCACUUCAACGUCGCGGCGGCGAGCUGUUGUAAACUCGGCGAUCUGAGCCGGGAGUCGCUGGGCUGCGAGGCGGAGGAGCCCCUGGCGGUGAACUUCGCGUUCAAGCUGUACAGGAUGCCGGACGAGAGCGUGACGACGGAGAACCCGCGGGACGAGCUGCUGCGGCGCGUGAGGGCGAUGGAGCCGCGGGUGGUGACGGUGGUGGAGCAGGAGAUGAGCGGGAACACGGCGCCGUUCCUGGCGCGCGUGAACGAGGCGUGCGGGUACUACGGCGCCGUGCUGGAGUCGAUCGAGGCGACGGUGGCGCAGGGGGAGGCGGAGCGUGGGCGCGUGGAGGAAGGCGUGGGGAGGAAGCUGGGCAACGCGGUGGCCUGCGAGGGAAGGGACCGGGUCGAGCGGUGCGAGGUUUUCGGGAAGUGGCGGGCCCGGAUGGGGAUGGCCGGUUUUCGGGCGAAGCCGCUGAGUCGGGCCGUGACCGAGUCGAUGCGGGCGAGGCUGAACUCGACGAACCGGGCCAACCCGGGGUUCACCGUCAAGGAAGACAACGGCGGGGCUUGUUUCGGUUGGAUGGGGAAAUCUCUCACCGUCGCUUCCGCUUGGCGUUAA